This is a messenger RNA of Sphenostylis stenocarpa, 780 nucleotides long. The record is from the annotation of a GenBank genome assembly. Lineage: Eukaryota; Viridiplantae; Streptophyta; Magnoliopsida; Fabales; Fabaceae.
AUGGAACAAGGGAAGCAAGGAAUUAUGGUGGCGUCUCAGACUCAGAAUCCGUUAGAGCAAGUCCAAGCGCGUUUCAAGGAGUUGGAGAAUGGCUUCAAACUCUGGCUCUCCAAGCAGUCUCUCCCCGUCGAGGCCGCUAUUGUCACCACCACCAGCGCCGCCCAGGGUGCCGCCAUCGGCGCCUUCAUGGGCACCCUCACCGCUGAUGCCCCCUCCGCCUUCCCCACCCCUCCGCCGAACGCCUCUCUGAACCCUCAGGCCAUGGCCUCUCUUAAACAAGCUCAGGCUCUAGCUGGAGGUCCUCUUAUUCAGGCCCGGAACUUUGCUGUGAUGACGGGAGUGAAUGCUGGAAUUUCCUGUGUCUUGAAAAGGUUGAGGGGGAAGGAAGAUGUCCAGUCCAGCAUGGCGGCAGCUUUUGGUUCGGGGGCCAUGUUUUCAUUGGUAAGUGGCAUGGGUGGACCAAAUCAAGCAACAAACGCAGUCACUUCUGGACUUUUCUUUGCACUUGUUCAAGGUGGACUUUUCCAGAUAGGACAAAAGUUUUCCCAACCACCUGUUGAAGAUACUCACUAUGCUAAAACAAGACACAUGUUGAACAAUCUUGGCCUCCAGAGUUACGAGAAGAAUUUUAAGAAAGGCUUGUUAACCGACAACACUUUGCCUUUACUCACAGACAGUGCUCUCAGAGAUGUGAGGAUUCCUCCUGGACCUAGACUUUUGAUUCUUGACCACAUUCAGAGGGACCUUGAUUCGAAGGAGAAGCGAGGAAGCCGAAAUUGA